This is a messenger RNA of Papilio polytes (common Mormon), 1198 nucleotides long. RefSeq lists its product as uncharacterized. The transcript is spliced from 6 exons. NCBI's taxonomy places the organism in Eukaryota, Metazoa, Arthropoda, Insecta, Lepidoptera, Papilionidae. Bases 104 to 1198 code for a protein of 364 amino acids. The record is from RefSeq and is a predicted model, not a curated record.
UGUCAUCUAUUGUAUUGAAAAGUAAAAUAAAAAGGUGACUAAUUUAAAAAUAAACUAUUAUAAAAUACAAGGAAAUUAAUAUUUAAAAAACAGGUCAUCAAAGAUGGAUUCGCAAGAACUUUUAGCGCGCGAAAAUGAAUUUAAAAAACUAAACAAGGAGUUGGAAAAGAAAACAGAAAGUCUUAUGAAGGAAAUAGAACAUGCUAUGCAAAAACCAGAUGUAUUUGCAGAUCUGCCACAUAAAUUAAAAUUAACACCUUCACCUAGAAAUAUAAAAAAACACUGCUGUGAUACACGAACAUUAACCCCACAAAGUGCAGAUAAACAGAAAAAACUUAACCACCCAAUACUAAACAACAAAGAAAAAGAGAGACUUAAUCACCAAAAGGCAAAUACAGAAAUGAAAAAGACAGGACAAAAUAAUUGUGAAAUCUCUGAAAAUUACUAUAAAAAUACAGUACAAAUGUGUCAUAAUUGUAUGUUUAAUGAAAAUGGUUCUUUAAAUAAUGAUAUAGAGUUCUUACAUGCCUUUGUUUCUAUUAAUAUUGAUGACAAGAUAUUGCCUCAAACAUUUUUGAAAGAGCGUGUGUCUGUGGAACGCGUGUGCAAAUUCCUAGCGGCCAAGGUGAAGCUUCUACAGGAGCAGGUCGACAAGAUGCAGGCAGCUCUCGAUAAGCAGAGUGCGCAGUGCGCGGGGCACCUGGCGCAGCUGGCGACGCUGGAGGGCGCGCGGCUGGCGCAGCUGAGCCAGGCUGCCGCCGCGCGCGCAGCCGCCGCCGACGCUAGAGCUAAGUGCGCCGCGCUGCAGGCUAACUUAGAAGAGAAGGAGCGUCAGUGGUCGGAGGCAGUGGCGCAGGCGGGGAGCGCGGCGGGGGAGGCGCGGCGCGCGGCGCGGCGGGCGGAGGCGCUGCGGGGGCGGGGGGAGGCGCAACAGCGCGCCCUCGACACCCUCACACGACAGCUCGAAACUGCCAAGAUGGCGGAGAAGGAGUUGCGGGACGCCAGCCGGGCGCUGUCGGCGCAGCAGCAGACGGCGCGGGGGCAGCUGGAGGCGCGCUGCGGGGAGCUGGCCGCCGCCGCGCGCGCGCACGCCGCGCUCGCCGACAACCUGCGCCGCCAGAACGCGCUGCUCGCCGCGCACGCACACCUACACACGCUAGAGGACGACUACACGGCCUUCUUGAAUAAAGAUUUAUGA